Messenger RNA from Triticum dicoccoides, 1661 nucleotides. RefSeq names its product putrescine hydroxycinnamoyltransferase 1-like. The record is from RefSeq and is a predicted model, not a curated record. NCBI's taxonomy places the organism in Eukaryota, Viridiplantae, Streptophyta, Magnoliopsida, Poales, Poaceae. The transcript has a single exon. Gene Ontology annotation, molecular function: acyltransferase activity, transferring groups other than amino-acyl groups. Bases 15 to 1430 code for a protein of 471 amino acids.
AGCGGCAAACAGAAAUGGCAAACGAUUCUUCGCGCGUCCGCGUGGUUCGCAGGAGCACCGUCAAGGCCUCCGUCACGCGGCCCGACGCCGUGCUUCCCGUCUCCAACCUCGACCUGCUGUACUACCCCAUGCCGCUCUCGAUGGUCUGCGCCUACCGCAGGCCCUCGUCCGGCGGUGGCUUCGUCGACGUCGUCGCCGCCUUCGAGGCCAAGCUGUCGUCCCUGCUGGACCACUUCUUUCCCCUCGCCGGCCGCAUCGUGGCUAACCCGCGCUCAGGGCUCCCGGAGGUGCACUGUGACAACCAGGGCGCGGAGCUAGUCGUCGGCGAGGUCGGCCUGGCGCUGGGCAGCCUGGACUUCGGCGACCUGGACGCGUCGCUGGCGAGAGUCGGCGUCCCCGUCCAGUACGACGCGGACAUCGCGCUGUCGGUGCAGCUCGUUUCGUUCUCCUGUGGAGGGUUCGUCGUGGUGUGGGGCACCAACCACGGCCUCGCGGACGGGUGCGCGCUGUGCAUGAUCGUUGACGCGUGGUCUGAGCUCGCGCGGUCUGGGACGGUCGUCGCCGCCGCCCCGAACUACGACCGCUCCGUGUUCCGCCCUCGCGCUGCCCCGUCGUACGGCCCUUCGGUGGGCGAGCUGUUCAUGCCGUUGGUGAGCGAGCGUCUCGUCAACGCCCUCACGGCCGGGGGCUCCUUGGUCGGCCGCACCUACUACGUCGAGGAGCGGGACCUCGCCAUGCUGCGCGCGCAAGCGAGCGGCGACGGGGAGCGCGGCGCGAGCCGCGUCGAGGCGGUGUCUGCGUACUUGUGGAAGGUGUUCGCCACCACCGUUGGCUCGUCCGACGAGAGUUGCCGCAUGGGCUGGUGGGUGAACGGGCGACGGCGUCUCACCACCACCCCGGAGGAAGCCAUGCGCAACUACGUCGGCAACGUCACGACGUUCGCGGUGGCGGAGGCGACCGUGGAGGUUAUCCAGCGGCGGCCGCUCCCGGAGAUCGCGUCGAUGGUGCGCGGGUCGAUCAGGUCGACGGCCACCGACGAGCACUUCCAGGAGCUAGUGGACUGGGUGGAGGAGCACAAGCGCAAGGGCAAUGGCAAUGGCAAGGCUGCGGUCAAGUUCGUGGAGACAGCAACCGCCGGGCUGGGCAGCCCGGCGAUGGGCGUGACGUCGUUCGCGUCCUUCAGCGUCGACACGGACUUCGGAUUCGGGCACGCCGCCGUAGCGAUGCCUACGUGGGUGGACUGCGGGAGGCUGUGCUCCGGCUUCGUGAAGAUCAUGGCGCGUCCGGGGAGUGACGGUGGUGGUGGUGGUUCCUGGAUCUUGGGCAUGUCCGUUUGGCCGAAGCUCGCCGCGGCGCUCGACUCGGACGAGCAGCGCAUCUUCAAGCCUCUCACCGCCGAGUAUCUCGGCCUCAUGGCUGCAGCAAAUUAGUAUAGCCGGCUCCUGGCUCAUUUAUAUUAAUAUAAGAAUAAGUGGGCCAGCGAUUCACACAAAUAAACCACAGGUUCUGUUUUCAGAUCUUGUGGUGGCAGUAUUUGUGUGAUGGGUCCACACAAGUUUUUGGUUACUGAAUUGGCGGGUGAUGGAUACACACUCACACCGCGCUUAUAUACAAUCAAAAUUGCUAAAUACUUGGCCUAUACAAUAAAAACAGGGAUUUGU